This is a messenger RNA of Mercurialis annua (annual mercury), 1417 nucleotides long. RefSeq names its product cinnamoyl-CoA reductase 1-like. The record is from RefSeq and is a predicted model, not a curated record. Gene Ontology annotation, molecular function: oxidoreductase activity, acting on the CH-OH group of donors, NAD or NADP as acceptor. Bases 92 to 1054 code for a protein of 320 amino acids. NCBI's taxonomy places the organism in Eukaryota, Viridiplantae, Streptophyta, Magnoliopsida, Malpighiales, Euphorbiaceae. The transcript is spliced from 7 exons.
CAUGCGAUCAGGACAAGUGACAUAGUCAAUAAGUUAAGGAGGGAGCAUAUAUCCUAAUUUCAAUUUUCCUAAAAGAUUUACGAAUAGGAAAAUGGCGGCGUCAUCAAAGGGAAAAGUAUGUGUGACUGGAGCUGGAGGAUACCUAGGUUCUUGGAUCGUCCAACUUCUCCUCUCUAAAAACUAUGUUGUUCAUGGAACUGUCAGACAACCCACCGAUGAGAAGUCUGGUCACCUGAACAAGCUUAAAAAUGCAUCUAAUAAUCUGAAACUUGUCAAGGUGGACUUACUGGACUACAACUGUCUCUCUUCUGCUGUUCAAGGUUGCACUGGAGUUUUUCAUGUUGCUAGUCCUGUUCCAUCCACUACUGUUCUGAAUGCUGAGGUUGAAGUACUAGAGCCGGCUAUAAAGGGAACACUAAAUGUGCUUAAAGCAUGUGCUGAAGCAAAGAUUAAGCGGGUUGUUAUUGUGUCCUCUGGAGCUGCAGUUAUAAUGAACCCCAGCUGGCCUAUUGGUCAAUUGAUGGAUGAGAGUUGUUGGUCCAACAAGGAAUAUUGUAGAACAAUUAAGAACUGGUAUUCUCUUUCCAAGACAGAAGCAGAAAGUGAGGCUUUUGAUUUUGCAAAACAGAGGGGGCUGGAUGUUGUAACUGUUUGCCCCACCCUCGUUUUGGGACCAAUUUUGCAGUCCACGAUGAAUGCAAGUAGCCAGGUCCUCAUUAAGUUUUUGAAAGAAGGGUAUGAGUCCCUAGAGAACAGACAUUGGCUGAUAGUAGAUGUACGCGAUGUAGCCGAAGCAUUGCUUUUGGUAUAUGAGAAUCCCGAGGCAGAAGGGAGAUACAUAUGCACAACACAUGCGAUCAGGACAAAGGACAUAAUCGAGAAAUUGAGGAGCAUAUAUCCUAAUUAUAAUUAUCCUAAAAACUUCACUGAGGGAGGCGAAGAAGUAAGGUUGAGCUCAGAAAAAUUGCACAGACUAGGGUGGAGUACCCGUUCACUAGAAGAAACUCUCGUCAACUCUGUGGAGAGUUAUCGAAAGGCCGGAAUGUUGGACUAGUGUGACGUGGUUUUCAUUGGCCGGUUUGGAACCUGUCUCGCAAUUGAGUCAUCAUGGAUGCUGCAUUUUAUAAUUAUAGGGACUUACUAGUGUAUUAGUUCAGGUUGUCAUGCUAAAUUGUUUAGGAAGUGAAAUGUUCUUUUUAAUGGUUGUCAAGUUUAUGCACGAGCAAUGAAACUGAGAAGCUAGGGUAAAAGGCUAGGCAACAGUAAUAUGUUAACAUCUGUGGGUUAGUUUGAAUGUCCAGUAUUUGAAUGAUUUAUAUAUAUUAGUUGGUGGCUACUAGAAGCAUCAAAAUCUGGAUGUAUGAUGAGGGUUGAUACAUCAAUUAUUAAGGAGGAGCUAAUAUAAAGCUGUUUUGGA